Leptidea sinapis is the source of this 1252-nucleotide messenger RNA. RefSeq lists its product as uncharacterized. NCBI's taxonomy places the organism in Eukaryota, Metazoa, Arthropoda, Insecta, Lepidoptera, Pieridae. The record is from RefSeq and is a predicted model, not a curated record. The coding region runs from base 75 to 1178 and encodes 367 amino acids. The transcript is spliced from 6 exons.
UUCACUUCAAAAGUAUAAGUCGUCUAGUAGUCUAUGACCAUGGCCAUACUGAAGAACCAAGUGAAAGUGUCAAAAUGUGGAUGAUAAUGUUUGUGUUGUGUCAAAUAGCCGGUGCAGCGGCGGCCGGUCACGGACUCUUACUGCUGCAUCGACCCCAGGAUAUCAGCUCCCAGUGUGCCUUCGCGAAGCACUUACGAUACGACAUCUCAUUUGGCAUGGGAAUGUCAGACACAAUCACAUUGGUAUUCCGCUCAAUCAUGGAGGUGGACUACGGCUGUGUGGUGGAGAUAGUGGCCAACACUGUGUCCGAAUACCUGCUGGUGGUGGUGCGAUAUCCGACGCUGGUGGGUACCAACUGUGAGAUCAACAAGGACGCGUUCACACUACUCAAGAAGUGGCGCUGUAUCCGGCUCUGUGACGUCGUCUACGAUUAUUCCCUUGACUCGCAUUAUUUCACGUUCUACGUAAAAGAACGGCUGAGGUUUAAAUUUCUCAGCAAUAGCAGCAUCAAUGCUGACUUAAAUGGCUUGUUCUAUCAAGUGACGGUGACCACGGCUCGUAAGAAGCCGUACAUCGGCUGCAACAGAAAGAACGAGACCAUCUGCGUGAUUGGCGAGAGUGAGUUCUGCUUCACGAGCGGCGUGGUGUGCGAUGGGAUCAAGAACUGCGGAGUCGAUGAUUGGUUUGACGAACGAAAGACCCAAUGUUCUUUGCCAGUGGAAAGUCUUGGCUAUGCACCCGUGGUAGCAGUGGUAGCAGCAGCUCUCUGUGCCCUGCUUGCUCUGGGCCACAUCAUUCAUCGAUGUCUGCCACCUCUAGCUGAUUCUUUCUUCAUCUUCAACGUCAACGAAGACAACAGACUGUGUAUCGAUCCUAUGCUGGUUCCUGUCGUCGACCCGCUUCUCAAAAUCUCGGCGGUGGAGCGAAUAUCUGUUAUACCCUUGUUUUCCAGUUCAUCUUCAGAUACAGAAGGCGAGGAAAGAAGUGAGGCUCAACCCGACGCACCCGAAACCUCGGAGGAGCAGAACAUAAAGACCGUUGUGACGAAAAUUGAACACGUGGAUCAACCAACACGCAAGAGUACACUCAAGUCAAUCUCCGAUCGUCUCCAAGAUACUCUGUGGGCAUUCGGAAGCCGCAAGAAGAGCCACGACAAGGAGCCACCUGACAUUAUCUAGACUCCGGUCACUAACUAGCGUACAGCUGAGAAUUUUGGAUUACAUUAGUAGAAAAAGAUAAAUAUUUUAAGUAA